Messenger RNA from Podarcis raffonei (Aeolian wall lizard), 1630 nucleotides. Its product is annotated as G protein-activated inward rectifier potassium channel 4-like. The record is from RefSeq and is a predicted model, not a curated record. Bases 137 to 1624 code for a protein of 495 amino acids. Gene Ontology annotation, cellular component: plasma membrane. Lineage: Eukaryota; Metazoa; Chordata; Lepidosauria; Squamata; Lacertidae. Gene Ontology annotation, molecular function: inward rectifier potassium channel activity. The transcript has 3 exons. Gene Ontology annotation, biological process: regulation of monoatomic ion transmembrane transport; potassium ion import across plasma membrane.
CCUUACUCCAUCAACUUCUGUCUGGACCAAGGAGGAUUUCCUUGUGAGCCGCUGAGAUCUGCAAAAGGCAGAUGGGGAUCCUUCACCGGAGGAAGCGAAAGGCCCUGGGUUAGGCCCCCACCUUGGCCUGAAACAAAUGAUGGUUCUGCCCCUGGCUAGCAGCAGCAUGGAGUUGCAGCCAGACAACGGGCUCUGUGUCCGCAACAACACUGGCGACUGGAGGCUGAAGUCUGAAGAGUCGCGAAGCCGCAGAAACUCCAUCCCCCCAGCGAAGGCUCCAAUUGCCAAGCACAUGUUGGCUUACCUGCCUCGGCCCCCCACAGAAACAAGCCAAUAUGGGACCUUUCCUCAGAAGCCUGAAAUGAUAGCUGUUUCGAUGGGUCCUUCAGACAGGAGCCCCCAGCAAAUGGAAACUGCAGCCACCAAGAAAAGUGCCCUGACAUGCAACUACGUGUCGGUACCCUGCAGCUCAAACAUCCCCAAUGACAGGACAGUCCUUCUCCAGCGGAGGCUCAGCACGGCGGAGCAGGUUGUGCCUAUCAAGCAUCGUCCCAGAGUCUCAAUCGAUACAGAUGAGUUGCCCAGAUACCACCGGUCCUCCAGGACUGACCCGCCACCACCUUCUCUGUUGCGGGACCUCAAUGCCCGGCUUUAUCCGCAGCACGCUUUCAGUGCGCCCAACAUCAUCAACUCGUCGCGGAACAAAACCCCAACCCGUAGCAUCAUUUCCGUGCCCUCCUCGGACAAAGGGCAGAGCCGGCGCUGUAAACUCAUAGACGAUGACCGGCAGUUUGGCUGGGGGAACAAGCAGCAGCGACAGCGCUAUGUGACCAAGGUGGGCAAAUGCCAGGUGAACCUGGGCAACAUUCAGGAAAAGAAGAGGUUCCUCUCAGAUAUCUUUACCACUAUUGUGGAUCUCAAGUACCGCUGGUUCCUCUUUGUCUUCAGCAUGUGCUACAUCAUCACCUGGGUGGUCUUUGGAAUCAUAUAUUACUUUGAUGCCUGGGUCCGAGAUGAUGUCAACCACAUAGGUGACCCCGAGUGGAAGGCUUGCAUUGAGAACAUCGAUAACUUCAUCUCUGCCUUACUGUUCUCUGUAGAAAGUCAGCGGACAAUUGGCUAUGGAUCUCGGAUUGUGACGGCCAAUUGCUCCGAAGGGGUCAUCUUGCUAAUGGCCCAGUCCAUCAUUGGUUCUAUGAUUGAUGCCCUCAUGGUGGGCUGCAUGUUUGUCAAGAUCUCCAGACCCAAGAAGCGUGCCCAGACCUUAAUAUUCAGCAAGAAGUGUGUCAUCUCCCACCGGGAUGAGAAGCUCUGCCUCAUGUUCCGCAUCGGAGAUCUCCGGGACAGUCACAUGGUAGAUGCAAAAAUAAGAGCCAAGCUAAUCAAGUCCAGGCAAACAAAGGAGGGGGAGUUCAUCCCACUGGAGCAGUCAGAACUGAACCUGGGCUAUGACACGGGGGAGGACCGACUGUUCCUGGUGGAGCCACAGAUAAUUUGUCAUGUCAUCAAUGAGGUCAGCCCCUUCUGGGAGAUGUCCGCGGACACAUUGAAGAAGGAACAGUUUGAAAUCAUCAUCAUCCUUGAAGGCAUUGUGGAAGCCACAGGUGGGUGCACUGUAGAGUAGAACAUC